UAUGACGUCAGAUCAUCCUGCUUUAGGACUUGCUGGGCUUGUCGAAACAUCGUGACUAAUUAAGCGUUACACUGUGGUGUGAUAUUUUAACUGUAAUAUAAUUGCUUUCACUUGAAAUUGAGAUGUAAUUUUAUCCGGUUCGAAUGUAGUUUACUAUUUCUUGAGUCAGGAUUAGUAUGGCUGCGAGUGCUUCGGGGAAUCGGAGUUUUACUUUUAAAGUUGUUCUGCUGGGAGAAGGUUGUGUGGGUAAAACAUCGUUAGUUCUGAGAUAUGUGGAGAAUAAAUUCAAUGAGAAACAUGUAACUACAUUACAGGCUUCUUUUCUUAAUAAGAAACUUACUAUUGCUGGAAAGCGUGUUGAUUUAGCCAUAUGGGAUACUGCUGGCCAAGAAAGAUUUCAUGCUCUUGGCCCUAUAUAUUAUAGAGAUAGCAAUGGAGCUAUUCUUGUAUAUGACAUUACAGACGAAGAUUCAUUCCAGAAGGUAAAAAAUUGGGUCAAAGAACUCAAGAAAAUGUUAGGAACUGGAGUGUGUAUAUGUAUAGCUGGGAAUAAAGUAGAUUUAGAAAAACAGAGGGUCGUAACUGUAGAAGAAGCAGAACAAUAUGCAUCUUCUGUUGGUGCUAAGCAUUUUUUGACAUCAGCCAAAUUGAACAGAGGCAUUGAAGAACUGUUUCUUGAUCUUAGUACCAGGAUGAUAGAAGUUGCCGAGAGUAAUGACGAGCAUCGACUGAGUAGUCUGGGACGUGGAAACAAUCAGCGAAGAAAUGUAGUUGUUGUCGAAGAAGAUCCACAGCAGCAGAAAAGUGGAUGUUGUGGAGGUUGAUAGGUUAUCUAUGUAAGUUGCAGCAUUAUGGCUAUUGUAGCAAGUUUCAUGGACCAUGUAAAUGAGAAGGAAUAUACUUGUUUAUAUAAUGAUAUAAAAAAAUCAGCUCACAGAAAUUUGUCAAGUUAUAUUUUAUGUGAUACUUGUUAUGUAUUACAAGUUUUGUAAAAAAAAAAAAAAGUGAAAAAAAGCUAAACAAUCUUUAUUAACAAUGUUCAGUAGGAAAAUUGUUCCAGUUUAAUCACUUUCCCAUUAAAAAUAUUUAUGCUAUUGUAAAGACCAACAAAAAUGCACAUCUGCAAGUCAGAUGCAUGAGAAUAUAAAAAUUUUUCCUUGUAAUUUAAAAAUAUAUAAAUAAACUUUAUUAUAAUGCAGUCA
This is a messenger RNA of Centruroides sculpturatus (bark scorpion), 1202 nucleotides long. It is a transcript of the gene Rab21, whose product is annotated as ras-related protein Rab-21-like. Gene Ontology annotation, molecular function: GTPase activity; GTP binding. The transcript has 6 exons. Bases 177 to 824 code for a protein of 215 amino acids. Lineage: Eukaryota; Metazoa; Arthropoda; Arachnida; Scorpiones; Buthidae. The record is from RefSeq and is a predicted model, not a curated record. Gene Ontology annotation, biological process: Rab protein signal transduction.